Molecule: messenger RNA, 13960 nt
Organism: Stegostoma tigrinum
Lineage: Eukaryota; Metazoa; Chordata; Chondrichthyes; Orectolobiformes; Stegostomatidae
Gene: pkhd1l1.1
Product: PKHD1 like 1, tandem duplicate 1
Exons: 80
Coding region: 8-12850 (4280 amino acids)
Source: RefSeq, a predicted model, not a curated record
GGCGGCCAUGUCAAACAGCGAGGGGGCAUGUUUUUUCCUUGACAGUCUUUGCAAUUUCAAAUCCUCAAGAGGCAGUGGAUGCAAAUCUUCAAAUAUUUUACGGCAGAUACAGAUACCAAGGGAGGAACUAGAGCCGUGGGAUAACAUGAAGGGCCAGUCAGUGCAAUGGAGCGUGGCCAUUGUUCUGAGUCUCUGGUCACUGGCCAAUGCAGUGCCACAAAGUGCUCCCAUUGUUUUGGAUAUCACUCCUUACCACGGCAGCAUCAAUGGAGCAACCAGGCUGACAAUUAAAGGACACGGUUUUUUGGGAGAAAGGCCAUUUGAUUACACAGGAGGAAGUGGAGAACUAGGCAACAAGGUGCAACUCCUUUCGGAAUCCAGGUCCAUCCCCUGUGAUGUAGAGAAAGAUUUCAGCCACAGCACACAGAUUAUUUGCUACACCAGACCACUACCAAAGGACAGCUAUCAGGUUGUAGUGAGUGUAGAUGGGGUGCUAAUUAAUUCCAUCAAGAUGCUGAUCUUUAAAUCAGAACGUCAUUAUACACCAACCAUUGAGAAGAUUUCACCAUCGUCUGGGUUACCAGGUCAACUCAUUAACAUAUCUGGAAAUAUUUUUACUGAUAUCUACGGCAGCAACAAGCCUGUUGACUCCAAUCGCAGAAGUACCAGGAUUUUGAGAGUCUACGCUGGAGGAAUGCUUUGUGAGCUGCUUCACCCUGAGUCGGAUAUGUUCUACGGUUUGAAACUUGAUAACAUGUACAGUGACAGUGGCACGAUGACUUGUAAAAUGACUGGAACGUAUGUUGGUCACCACAAUGUGAGUUUCAUUUUGGACAAUGGCCAUGGAAGGUCUUUGCCUAAUCCAAGCACUUACUUCAUUUCUUCCCUGAAUAAACUCAGCAUGUUCCAGACCUAUGCAGAGGUGACCGGGAUCUAUCCGUCUGAAGGGAGUGUGGAAGGAGGAACUCUCCUGACUGUGACUGGGCGGUUCUUUGAUGAAACAGAUGCCCCUGCCAGAGUUACUGUGGGAGGUCAGAGCUGUGAGGUCCUAAGUGUCAAUGCAACUCAAAUAAUCUGUCAGACCCCAAAGGAAGCCAGUCAUCUCACAACAGUUUUUCCAGGAGGAAGAGGAUUGAAAAUAGAAACAUGGCAAGGUGGCAACUUGGAUGAUUUACCAGACUACAAUGAAAAUACUCCAGGAUAUUCAGUAUCUUGGACUGAUGAUGCUUUAUACAAGCCAUCCACAUCAUGGAGUCCAUCUGUAACACGUUUAAGUGGGUUCUUUGUUGCUCCAGAGACUGACAAUUACCAGUUCUAUGUCAAAGAGUCGGGUUCGUUCCGGCUUUAUUUCAGUUUAAGUGGAAUCCCUCAGGACAAGGUGAACAUUGCUUAUCAGUCUCAGAAUCUCCGGAGAGCUGGUAACCAAGAAUUUAACACUAUGCCACUUCAGAAAGGGAAAGAAUAUUACAUCGAAUUGGUGCUGCAGGACACCACCAGGUCCUCCUUUAGUAUUUGUAUGUACAGGGAGAGCAUCUCCUACACAAAACAACAGACAGCAGACUCUGUCAGAGAAGCCCAGCUCAUCAAAUCACGCUCGGAAACUCUCCAUGAGAAACAGAUGUUGACUCUGGAGAACUGGAAUAUGGGAAAUGCAGUCAAUGAGAUUCAGGAAAUCAUCAUCAGCAGCUCUUGUAAAAAGAUUGGUACCUGUUCAUACAUUUGGUACAGGCUCAUGUAUAAUCAAGAACGCACAGUCCUUAUUCCUAUGGGCGCUACAGCUGCAAAGAUUCAACAAGCUUUAAAUGAUCUGUGGACUAUUAAACCGGAUAAAGUUCAUGUGUCAAGCAAGUCAACCAUCAAUGGCUGUAUUUAUAAAGUGACCUUCACAUCCACAAGAGGAGAUUUUGAUUUACUUCAAUAUGAGAUCCUGAGUGGAAAUAAUGUCACCAUCAAAGUGGUGGAAAGAACUAAAGGGAAGCCCAGAAUGGAUACAUUUACACUGAUGCUGGGUGGAAUCAACUCUAGACCCAUUUCACAUACAGCAAGUGUUACUGAGGUCAAAGCUGCUUUAGAAGGAAUGUUGGAUGUAAAAUGUCCAGACCACGUAGUUAACUACAGGAAAGGGUUUAAAGUCUAUUAUUUCAACAAUUUUGAGGAUGACUUAUCCCAGAAUACGUUCCAAAGUGGCCAGGUGACAAGGAAAACUAAUGCUUUCUGUGGACGUUAUUGUGUAAAAAAUCCCAUAUCCUUGUUUGGCUUUGCAAAUUAUCAUCAACCAUUUUCAUUACGCAUAUACAAAGAGCUUUGUUUUGCAUAUAAAGGCCAUUUGAGAAAUAAUCUUCGCCUGUUAUUCACUUACAAGAUUGAUGGUGAAACAAAUACAAAGGAUAUUUGGUUCCAAUACAGUUUUGCUCAAGAUGAUCAAUGGACCUACACCUGCAUCAAUUUGUAUGAACUUAUUAUAACCAGAUUUCCCAGAGGAAGAAACGUUUUAUUGAAGGGAAUUUAUCUACAGGCAGCAGGAGACCAGGAUUUCUUUGUGGACACUGUGUACAUUGGACAGAAGGCUACAUUGAAGAGACAAGAUGAUAUACCAAUGGUAGCUUACCCUCCGUUAUUUGACAAAGGAAUUCUUAUUGAGGACAUCAUAGUUACUGAAGGAGGAACUAAAAAUGCUGGUGUACACAGUCAGUAUGAAGUAACUAUGGUUACUAUCGACUGUGGCUGCAACAUUCCAUUGCUCGAGAUUGCCUUUGCUCAGCCUUUGGCUAAUAACACAAAGGAUGAGAUAGUUUACAGAGGGAGCACUUGGCCUGAGGGGGCCAUUUUAAGAGUUCAGAGAACACAAGCAGCAUCUUCUCCAAUUUCUGGUACCUUCGAUAUUCAGUUCUUUGGGAAAACUUUGAAAGAUUUGCCAGUUAAUGUUACAGCCUUGGAAAUGCAAUAUGCCUUAGAAACAAUCCCUCAGAUGGGGACAGUUUCUGUGAUGAAAACAGGCAACUGUUCUGCUGCCCAGUGGACAGUGAGAUGGCUCAGCAAGCCUGGCAAUCAGCCCAAACUAAAGAUUAAUGGUGUGAAUGUUAUUGGAGUCAAUGCAACAGUAAAAGUUUACAAUAAGCAGCGAGGAGGGCUGUUUAGUGAACAUCUGAUGGGUGAUCUGUUCCGGACACCACACACACAGCCUCAGGUAGAGGUUUUCAUCAAUGGUAUUCCCAGUAACUGUUCUGGAAAUUGUGGAUAUGAAUGGAGUGCUGAGAAAACCCCUGCCAUUUCACACAUUACCCCAACAACAGGAUCCAGGACCGGUGGGACUGUUCUAACAAUAACAGGCUUCAGAUUUGCCAACAGUUCGAUGACUGAUACCACAUGGGUUUCGAUUGGAGGUACCCAUUGUCCAAUCACAGGGUUAACUGAUACCGAAAUAACCUGUGCAAUUGGAGCUGCCAGUAAUACAUCAUCUCCCCUCAUUGUUUACAUCGCUGGGCUUGGCUUUGCAAACUAUUCCAGCAACCAGGCAUACACGUUUACCUUUCAGUUUGAGACGACGAGUGUAUAUCCAUCUGCAGGCAGCACUGAAGGAGGGACAAUUCUGACCAUAUCUGGCUAUGGAUUUGUUCCUAAUUCAACGGUUUUAAUUGGAGGGAAGACCUGCCUUGAACUUACAGAAGGUCCUGUCAAGAUGACAUGCAGUACACCACCGGCCCCAGUUGGGAAGUACAACAUCUCAGUAAUUGCAGCUGGAAUAUCCAACCCAGUUCCCUUCUCCUUCAUUUACAUUGAUGCAAAGAUUCCAGUAAUUUCAGAAGUGAUUCCAAGAACAAGCAGUGUGUCAGGUGGUUCCAAUCUGACAAUCUAUGGAUCGGAUUUCGGCAACAAAUCUGAGGAUAGUUUUGUAGUUAUUGGGAAUUCUGAGUGUGCGAUUCUUCGAUGGUCAACUACCAACAUUAUGUGUCGUCUGCCCAGUCUCCCUCCAGCAAAUUACAGUAUCUAUGUACAAACUCAUGUUGGCAAAUCCCUAAGUGCUUCAAUUGAGUAUAUCUUGCGUGUAACAGAAGUGACUCCUCAGCAGGGCUCGUUGUAUGGAAGCACAAAAAUCACCAUAUCUGGAUCUGGUUUCAGUCCUGUCCUAGAAGACAAUGUUGUCCAAAUUGGUUCUGUUCCAUGUCACAUAAACUUUGCUUCAACAAAUAUGCUCGAGUGUGUUACUGGUCAAACUGGAAGAAAAUUUGUCAUCGACAACAAUGGCAGCAGUCAAACAUUUGGCGUGGGGUUUAAGUGGAAUCCCUCAAACCUGGAUAUCUUUGUUGGGGAUACAGUACAGUGGCAGUGGAAGGGCCCAUCCUUACUUCAGAAUUUGAAAUACAGAGUCUUCAGUGUCUCCAAGCCCAGCGAUGUAAACUACCAAGGCAGUGGGUUUAUCAGUGGCAAUGUGAGCACUACAUCAGGUUCGUUCUCUCAUCAUUUCACCUCCCCUGGGACUUAUUACUACAGCAGUGGUUAUGUGGACCAGAAACAAAGCAUCACUCUCCAAGGGGUGGUGAAUGUGAAGCCAACUGAGGAAAGCAUCAAAAGUGUACACGUUUAUUUAGCAGGGAUUGAAGCGGAAUAUGUACCAGGGCCUUCUGAGAAACUACAUUCACAACUAAAAAGUAAUAACGACUGUACAGCACGAAAACCCACCUGUAACCAGGCAUUGAACAAGGCCGAUGAAAGAAGCUUCACAUUUCAUCUGUCUCUCUGCUGCUCCCCCACAAUUAACAGCAUCGCACCCUCGAAGGGAACAAUGAAAGACAGGCUAACCAUUACUGGCACUGGAUUCAGUAACAUUAGCUGUGCAAACGAGGUGAGAGUUGGAGCACAUCGGUGUGUCGUUGAAAAUAGCACAGAGAGUGAACUUUUAUGUCGGAUAGAUCCUGAGGGAGUGAUGGAUGUUGGUGUUGCAGCUCUGGUGUCUGUUACCAUCCAGAACCUUGGCGCUGCUAUCAAUCCUUUAGCCGAUGAAAUGAGUCGUCGUUUUGUGCUGCUUCCUCACAUUGACGCUGUUAACCCCAAUGUUGGGUCCACAAUGGGAAAGACCAGAGUAACCAUCACUGGGUCAGGUUUUGGAGCUGACCUGGAUGCUGUCACGGUCCACUUGGCCAAUGUGUUUUGCAUGGUGGUUUCUGCAAACUACACACAUGUCAUCUGUGACUCUUCAGCUUCUAUUGUCUCCAAUGGGAUCGUCACACUUUCUAUUCGUGGCAUCCCAGCUGUGUGUAGCGGGGCCUGUGACUACUCCUAUGCAGAGAAUGCAGCACCAAUCGUACUGAAUGUAUCUUCUAUGUUUCUGACCACAGUUUACACACAGCUCACUGUAAGUGGCAGUGGAUUUGGAAACCGUGUGGAGGAGGCUUUCAUUCUUAUAGGAGAUGCCAGUUUUGUUCCGAGCGAUGUUUCAGACAGCAGUAUGAACUGCACCGUGGGUCCCAUACCUGUUGGCAAGCACACACUCAGAGUUUUAACAUUAAAUAAAGGUCUGUCACUUAGAGGGAUUCCCAUCACCAAUGCUGCCAGAGCUUCCCUCUCUCCGGCAUCGGGAGGUAUUCAUGGUGGGACCACAUUGUUAAUAACAGGAAACGGUUUUGUCCAGGAUGAAACCACAGUGACAGUUCACGGAUCUCCAUGUCACCUUCUUUCAGUCACUCCAGGGGAAGUUAAGUGCAUCAUCCCAGCUGGUCCCCCAGGCACUGUCGAUGUAAGGAUUAUUGUUCAUUCUACAAUGUAUCCUGUCCUUAAAUUUACCUACAACCAAAGAAAGACUCCGAAAAUUCAAGCCGUGUCUCCAGCAACAGGUGUAAGCGAAUCAACAAUCACCAUCGUUGGGUCAGGAUUUGGAUCUGCUGCCACUGAUAUCACCGUCUUCAUAGGCAAUGUCUUGUGUAAUGUGACCUUAAUGAAUGAAAGCUGUGUUCAGUGCAUUGUGGGGCAUCAUGCUGGUGGCAUAUUCCCAAUAUUUCUGAAAAACAAGAGGUGGGGCUAUGCAUCGACUGAUUUCUCCUUUCAGUACGAGCUCAAUAUAACCAGUAUCUCUCCAACCAAAGGGGGCUUUGGUGGUGGCACAUUACUGACAAUAAGGGGCAUUGGAUUUGACCAACAAAAAUCCCAAGUGUUUGUGUGUGAUGGUGAAUGCAGGAAGGUGCCAUCAGCCUCCACUUCAAGCAAUCUCUACUGUCAGGUGCCUCUGCAUAAUGGUACCGACCCCCAGCUGGCGUGUGAAGUGGUUGUUGUAAAUGGUAAUGUUUCAAGCAAAGUGCACAACGGCUUCACCUACUCUUUAGCUUUGACCCCUGUAAUUACAACUAUUAGCCCCAGGAGAGGAGGAACUGGGGGAGGCACCAAGCUGACCAUUACAGGGUCAGGUUUCAGUUCAGACAUAAGUGAGAAUAAGGUGACUAUUGCUGAAAGUACCUGUGAUAUCCAGUCUGUGAAUGAAACCCACAUUGUGUGUGUUACCAGCGCACAUUUUCCAUCACAACAAACUAAAGUCAUUGUGAGCGUACAGGAAAAUGGCAUCGCCCAGCUGGACAAUGCAGAUUUCUACUACAUUGAUGUCUGGUCCUCACGUUACACAUGGGGAGGUGACACACCUCCUGAGACAGGCUCACUUGUUGUUAUCACCAAAGGGCAGACUGUACUCCUGGACCAAAGUACCCCUGUUCUGAAGAUGCUUGUUAUUCAAGGUGGAACCCUUCUGUUCGAUGACGCUGACAUUGAGCUUCAAACAGAAAACAUUCUCAUCCUGGAUGGAGGAGUGUUCCAGAUUGGAACAGAGUCCUCCCCAUUCAGGCACAAGGCAAUAAUCACACUGCAUGGUCAUCUACGAGCAAAGGAACUGCCCCUGUAUGGAGCCAAGACGCUGGCAGUUCGAGAGGGAACCCUGGACCUUCAUGGCCUUCCUGUUCCUGUAACCUGGACUCAUUUAGCUCAGACUGCUGAAGCAGGCUCCUCAACUCUCAUUUUACAAAAACCUGUGACAUGGAGACCAGGAGAUAAGAUUGUCAUUGCUUCAACAGGUGACAGGCACAGCCAGAGAGAAAAUGAGGACAGGAUUAUAGAGGCUGUCUCAGAUGAUGGACGGACUCUGAACCUUACUGAGCCACUCACCUAUCAGCACCUGGGGGUAUCAAUCCGCCUGCCUGAUGGCGUUGUGUUUGAAGCCAGAGCGGAAGUGGGUUUACUGACUCGCAAUAUCGUUAUCCGAGGCUCAAAUCACGUCGAGUGGAAUGAUCAAAUUGAAGCAUGUCCUGAUGGGUUUGACACGGGUGAAUUUGCAACACAGACUUGUUUGCAGGGACGUUUUGGUGAAGAAAUUGGGAGUGACCAGUUUGGAGGCUGCAUUAUGUUCCACAAUCCACAGCCCAGCAAGGACCUUGUAGUGGGGAGAAUUGAAUAUGUUGAGAUAUAUUAUGCAGGACAAGCCUUUCGUUUGGGUCGCUACCCAAUCCACUGGCACCUUAUGGGAGACCUGAGAUAUGAGUCAUAUGUGAGAGGCUGUGCCAUACACCAGACCUUCAACAGGGCUGUGACUAUCCAUGGUACACACCACCUCCUGGUGGAGGGCAAUGUGGCCUACAGCAUCAUGGGAGGAGCAUUCUUCAUUGAGGAUGGCAUUGAACAAGGCAAUGUGCUCCAGUAUAACCUGGUAGUCAUGGUGCAGCAAAGUACCAGCCUACUCAAUGAUGACCUUACCCCUGCAGCAUUCUGGGUGACCAAUCCCUCGAAUACAAUCAGACACAACGCUGCUGCAGGGGGUACACACUUUGGUUUCUGGUACCGUCUGCUGGAGCACCCUGAUGGACCUUCGUACACACCUGAUGUCUGCCCACGCAACGUUCCCCUCGGUCAGUUCUUAAACAACACUGUGCAUUCCCAGGGCUGGUUUGGGCUGUGGAUUUUCAGAACUUACCACCCACUGAAAGGGGGUCAGUGCAACUCCCUGAUCUCAGAACCAGCCAGAUUCGAUUCACUGAUCGCGUGGAAUUGUGAGAAAGGGGCAGAGUGGGUGAACGGUGGCGCUGUCCAAUUCCAUAACUUUGUGAUGGUCAAUAACGAGAAGGCUGGCAUAGAUACCAAAAAGAUCAUGCGCUCCUUUGUGAAUGAGUGGGGAGAGACGAUGGGAGCAGUGAUCAAAAACACCACAAUUGUAGGCCACACGGAUGGGCUUCGUUUCAACUCCACCAACUGCACCAGCAAAGGCAUUGCUCUGCCACUUUAUGAAGGGCUGACAGUAUUGUCAGUAAAAUUUGUAAACUUUGACCGGCCAACUUGCACUGCCCUCGGCCUGUCUGAGCUGAAAGAGCUUAAGAGCCUCUUAGUCCAGGGUUGGAACGUGAGAUUCAGUGGCAUUAAAUAUUUUAACACGACACACAAAGGUGCUUUUUCCUCGGAGAGUGAUGUCGUCCUACAUGAUCUGGAUGGGUCUCUCACAGGUAACCCUGGUAACAAGGUGCUUCCACACAGCUCGCUUUUGGAUCCAGCUCGAUGUCGCCCGUCAGUGGAGUGGAGCCAUGGGUACCCUGGAGUUGUGUGUGAUGCCUCCGUUACUAUCCAUCGCUUGACCUUGUCUGAACCUUCACCACUUGCUCUGAAAGAGAAUAAACUCAUCCUAUCAAAUUCCCACGGAACCAGUUUCAUCCCAUACUGGUCCAUGCAAGGGAUAAAUAACGGUCAUUGGCUGGCUCUUAUUCCAAAUGAUGAGAUCUUAAAUUGGCAUUUCAAGGAUAUGGAUCAUCUCACCAACAUCUCCUACAAAGCCAAGUUCCAUCACUUCAAGGACAAUGAUUCUAUUGUAAUGUCCCACAAAUUCGUACAGCAACCAAACCAUUUCAAGAUCAUGAAUUCAGUUCGGAAUAAUUCACUGCAGCCUCUCACUUGGGCCAGCAACCAGAACGGUGAUUGGUACUUUGACCAGGACAACUUGACCCUGUAUUAUCUGAUUUCAGGAAGGAGAAUUUCAGAUCAACACAGCUUUCAUUCAAACCUUGACCCAACAAUGGUUGACAUCGAUGUUCAGUUUCAAGUAUUUCGCUGUUUUUACAAGAACUGUGAGCCACCUCCCAGACAGCCAGAGAUCAAUGAUUCUUAUUAUGUGGCAUGGUCGAACUCCUCGUUCUGGGAAUCAAGGCUAGAAUCCAAUCACACUGUCCCUACUGAAGGUAGCAGCGUGCUGAUCGAACAAGGAAUCUGGAUGGUGGUGGAUAGCCCAAUUCCUCCACUCUAUAAUCUUACCAUCCUUGGUACCUUAGAAAUUAGGGAUGACAAUUUAGUGUCAGUCAAUCGUUCAUCGCCGUACACAAGAAUCAUCCUGAAUGCAACAUACAUUUCAAUUCAGGGAGGGCGGCUGAUUGCUGGCAGUCCAGAGAAACCAUUUCAAGGAGAGCUACAAAUUGUUCUGAGGGGAGACCAUUCAACCCCAGAGUGGCCUUUUGAAAAUGGCCCCAAUCAGGGGUCAAAGGUGUUGGGUGUGUUUGGAGGACUGGAUCUUCAUGGUAUUCCCCAUUUGGCCUAUAAAACCAAACUGGGUUCAACAGCACAUGCUGGCUCCCUCAACAUAACUCUGGCUGAAGCUGUCGAUUGGCAGGAAGGAGAUGAGAUCCUUGUGUCAACAACAAGCUAUAAUCAUAUGCAGACAGAAAUCAGAAGGAUCCACUCUAUCUCCUUUGAUAGAAAGACCUUGGGUUUGAACGAAGCACUAUCAUACACACACAUUGCUGAAACACAGGAAUUGAAGGAAAGUGGCCAGCGUUACACUCUGGCAGCAGACAUUGGCCUGCUUAGCAGAAACAUCAAGAUCAUUGGCCAUCAUCUCCCUGAUAAAGCAAAUGAAAUGUUCGGAGCACGAGUCUUGAUCAGUUCCUACUCUCAUAAUGGAGUAGAGCUCAAAGGUCAUGCCCGAAUACAGGAUGUUGAAUUUUAUCACAGCGGACAAUAUGGUUAUCUAAGUUACUUUGACCCACGAUAUUCUGUGUCUUUCCUCAACCUUGGAGAGAUUGUAGAAAAUGAUUCUUACAUUCGUGGGUGUGCUUUUCAUCAAGGAUUUGCUCCUGCAAUAGGUGUCUUUGAAACAAGUGGCCUUGAUAUCGAUGAUAAUGUCAUUUGUAAAAGUUCUGAUGGAGGUAUCAUAUUAAUGGGCGACAGGAAUCGGGCAAGAAGGAAUCUGGUGGCUCUCUCUUUGUGGUCUUCAAAUUCCAAUUCUUGGACUGCAGCAAUUGAGGUAGCUCAAGGCACUAAUGUUGUGCUACAAGAGAACAUAGUUGCAGGAUUUGAGAAGGCUGGUUAUCGAAUUAAUGGGGAACCAUGUCCAGAGCAAUCAAACCCUGUUGACGCCUGGUUUAAUAAUGAGGCCCAUGGAGGACAGUUUGGUAUUUACAUGAACAAGGAUGGCUUUCCCACUUGUAGCCUUAUCCAAGGAUUCACUAUCUGGAAAUGCUGGGAAUUUGGAAUAUACUUCCAGACGGAGAGAUCCGUGCAAGUCUUCAAUGUGACUCUGGUGGAGAAUAAAUUGAGUAUUUUCUCAAUGGUUUAUGGAUCCUUAGCAUCUGUACCUGAGAUAUCGAACAAGAGCAUUCUUAUUAGUAAUGCCUUACUGGUAGGAAUUAGUCCCACCUUCAACUGCUCAGAGUUACAACCUGAUGAUUCUACUCUGAGUGAGACAAAGGCCAAGCAGAAUUUUAGAAAAGCUUCAGCAGUGGGGAGGAAUGGAAUAUGCUGGCCAACGUUUGCCUCUGCUAGUAACAACGCACCUAAAAUGCCACAUGAUAGCUUGACGACCUACCCUGCAAUUAGUGGACGAAUGAUCGUAGAGAAAACGACGUUUGUUGGAUUCAAAGGCACAUGUUCCAACGAAUUGAAUGUUAUGUUUGUCACUAGUCAAAUGAACGAGGACUUUCAGCAUCCCAUUCUGGUGAAGGGAAUCACUAUUGUGGACAGUGAGGAGCAAGGCAAAGCCUUCAUACACAGACCUAAUCUGGGGAAAGUAAACUUUGCAGACUGUGUGGACAUGACUUGUGAUGCCAAGAAAAAGACACUGCUGAAAGAUCUCGAUGGCUCAUUCCUAGGGGCAGUUGGAGCAGUUGUCCCUCAGUCAGAAUACGAAUGGGAUGGUGACCUUCGCUAUGGGACUGGGGAUUAUCGAAUUCCAAAAUCCAUGCUGACAUAUUUAAAUGGCAGUCGUAUUCCUGUCUCUCAGAUUGCACCGCACAAAGGAAUUAUUCGAGAUUCCACUUGUACCUACAUGCCUGACUGGCAAAGCUACAAAUGCUUUGGAUUAAACUAUGAAAUACUGGUUAUUGAAAGCCUGGAUCCUGAUUCGGAGACCAGGCGAUUAUCCCCAGUAGCUCUGCUCUCAGAGGGUUACGUUGACCUUAUUAAUGGCCCCCAGGAUCAUGGCUGGUGUUCUACUUACGCAUGCAACAAGAGAGCUUCGAUCUUCUAUGCUGUUGUGGCAACAAAUAAAUCAUACGAGUUAUAUUUCACCAGCAUUAGCCCUCAGAACCUACGCCUAAUGCUUCUCAACACAGAUGACAGCAAAGUUAUACGUUUGGCAAUAUAUUUCUCCACAUCUCAGCGACUGGACGUGUAUGUGAACAGUACCUUUGUACCUCCUACCAAUGUAAAAUGGAAUACUGACAACACUGACUUUACGCUAAAGGGUCCCACCUAUACAGGAGAGUUCAUUCCCAAGUUGGAUUCCUCUGUCAUUGGAGAAAAUUACUUUGACAGAACGUACCAGAUGCUCAACGUUCUAGUGAAAGGAUCAACUCCAAUUGAGGUCCACACAGCUCCUGUCCUUCACAUCUCCUUUAGUCUACCUGCAAUGACAGUGGAUGAAUUCUAUGGCCCUAAUUUAGUGGAGAAUCUCGCCCUGUUCCUGAACGUACCUCGAAGUAAGAUCCGCAUUACUAAUAUUGUGCGGGAGACAAGGCUUCGCAGGAAGCGUGCUACAGGGAUCACAGUUGAGGUGGAAAUCAGAGACCCUCCAUUGCAGCAUUUUUCCGAGGACAGUAGUAACUCUACCAACACCACCUCUACUGAAGGCAAACUACAGUUCUCUGAUCUGAAGGAAAUUUCUAGCAAUCUUGGCGAGGCGAUGCUUACUGGAAAUCUGAGUGCUUCCCUGGGCUUUACAAUCUCUACAAUCGAUCUUUCCAGUCCUGUGCCACCUCCAGGUGACACACAGUGGGUUCAGAUGACUUCAAAACCAGUGCUGAGCAGAGAAGUGAGAACCAACCACAUGGCCACGAUGACAGGUCUCAUUGUAGUCAGGGAGCCAGCUGCUGGGCAAACUGGACAAACACUGAGCCAACAGCCCUGCGUGAAGGCAGUGGAUGAUGCUGGUAACUGUGUGUCAGUGGGUGUUACCACGUGGGAACUGGUUGCUGUCCUACUGAAUUCUCAGAACAUGACUGUUUCUGGACUUAAUGGGACAACAAGUAUCUUGUUCGAGGGCUGUUGGGCAAAUUACACUGACCUGUCCAUCAACACAAAUGGUACCAGCUAUAAACUAUUGUUCAAACUUAAGUCUAUUAAAACUCAUUCUGGCAUCUUCUCUGUGAAACAAAUAAAUGACAGCCCUGGGAAACCCUCAGGCGCCAGCCCAGCCUCAGUCUUCGGUAAUACAGAAGGGAUCAUUAGUGGCUCUGUGGUGGGAAGCAUUGUGUUCAUCCUCCUUGUUGCUGGCAUAACCUGGAAAUUAAUAGCAGGUAACAAGAAGAUUCAGGUGUCUACCAGACCUGAUGCACAAGACAAGAAACAAGUUGACACAGUCACUGGUUGUAAACUGGACAAGAGCCUCUGUCGAGUGCAAAACUGACCAGCAUAAAGCUUGAGAAAUGAUGAACGUAACCAGGAUUGAAUGAAGUUGAAGCAACAAAUGAAAUCCAACAAUCUUUUAUUUUUAGGACAAGCUGAUUAUAAUCCAACACAAUAGUGAGAUUUCCAUUAGGUUAACCUUCUAAUUCUUCAUCCAAUGAAACUAAUCUUUGUCAAGUAUAUCUUUAUAAUAUCCAAGGAGUUUCAGUCAUAUUCCUGCAAAUUUUCUUGAAAUGUUUUCAAUCCAGCCUUCUACUUGAAAUUAUGUACCAGCUGUUGAGGGUUGGUGGGGGGGUGGGGCAGUGAGAGUGGGAGAAGAGAUGUUUUUAGAUGGAUGUUCUAAUUUUAUAGAAAAAUGCCAAGCACAAUACAGGUAUACAAUACAACACAGUACAUAACCUUUACAUGUUGUUAUCAUUUGAAGUCAGUUCUCAUCAUCCAGUAAACAUCUGCCUCAAUAAGCUCACAUCUGCUUUUCAUUCACCAAUCAACAUGAAAGAAGUUAUAUACCACGUAACUGAGAUCAAUGUGAGUUAUGACAUAACACUAAUGAUAGUGUCUAGUUUUUUUUUAAAACUAUUCAAAAAUACAAUUGAUUAUAUUUGGAUUCCCCAGUUUUCACCUAGCUUACAUAUUGGAUGGUCUUUGUUUAUCUCCCCAAGUACCCAAAACUAUAUCCAAUACAUUACUGUUGUAAUUCGAGUUUUCCUCGUCACAAUCUCAAAUAUUUUGUUGGCCUCUUUGCCUUAAUCUACCAACAGCUACACAACAAAGAGCAUCAGUCCAGAGACAAUCCUCAAUAAUUAACAGUUCAUCCUUACAAAGUAUAUUACUUCGCAGCAGCAUGUGUAGGGUGCAUAGACAAUUAAAGUCAAUGGCAGUGAUUCUGAUUUGAUUUACAUCUUUGCUAGUAUUUGAUGUUUGGUUUACAAUGACAGUGAAUGGCUGUGUUCAACUAAAAAAAGUGAUUUGCUUCAGUACACAACAUGAGACUGAAAUCUGUUUUACAAGAGUUCUUAAUCAAUUGCAUAUUCAAAUCACAAAUAAUCUGAGUUUCUGCUUACUUGUAUAUUCAGAGCUGCCUUUAAAUAAAGUCUCAUAGGCUGCAGAA